Triplophysa dalaica is the source of this 1260-nucleotide messenger RNA. RefSeq names its product leukotriene C4 synthase (gene ltc4s). Gene Ontology annotation, cellular component: membrane; endoplasmic reticulum; nuclear envelope. The transcript has 5 exons. Bases 229 to 636 code for a protein of 135 amino acids. Gene Ontology annotation, molecular function: glutathione transferase activity; leukotriene-C4 synthase activity; glutathione peroxidase activity. NCBI's taxonomy places the organism in Eukaryota, Metazoa, Chordata, Actinopteri, Cypriniformes, Nemacheilidae. Gene Ontology annotation, biological process: leukotriene biosynthetic process. The record is from RefSeq and is a predicted model, not a curated record.
GAAUGUUUGGGCCUUUGAACAUGUUUCUGCCCUGGUUUUAUCCCAGAUUUAAGUUCAAACCUUUUUGUCUGGCAGCAUGUAGGGUCAGAAUUUUCCAUAAAAUAUGAGAAUUAUGUCCGGCACUUUGCUCCACCUGCUCUGGUCAAAAUGAGCUAAGUGAACAAGGAAGAACAAGUCAAAGAGUUGUGUGGGCUGAGACUGAUCUUACUGUCGUGUUUCUUUGCAACAAUGCUGGAUCAGGUAGUUUGUCUGGCAGCGGUCACAGUGCUUGGACUUCUGGAACAAGCAUACUUCGCUCUCAUGGUGAUCUAUGCUAGGAGGAAGUAUUCAGUCUCUCCCCCAGCCACUACAGGACCACCAGAGUUUGAGAGAGUUUUUAGAGCCCAGGCAAACUGUUCCGAAUAUUUUCCUAUAUUUGUCUUCUCACUUUGGUUGGCUGGAGUUUUCUUUAGUCAAGCUAUAGCUGUCAUCUUUGGGCUUCUUUACCUUUAUGGACGGUACCGGUACUUCCAUGGCUAUGCAGAAUCGACUCAGGGAAGACUGGGGCCUCUGUACUUUAGUGCAAAGGUGCAGUGGGUGCUGAUAGCUCUGGCUGGGCUGGGGAUCACUUGCACCAUGAUCCAAGUCUACCUUUAAUCAUGAUGUGGGACUUGCUAAAACACACACAGAAAUUAAUACUUAAUUUCUUCUUGAAGCGGAAGACAGAGAAUGCGACACCAUUGAUGGUCUACCUAAAAAGGAAAGAAUAAAAUAGAAAAAUUCUGUGUUAGCAAGACUAGGUAUAUUAUUAUUAUAUUAUUAAUUUAUGUUUAUUAUGAGUUGUUACAUUUAGGUACAUUAUGCUUAUAACUGGUUGGUGUUACUAUAUUAAUAUUAUUACAUGUAUUUAUAAUUAAGAUUUAAAAUGUUAAAUUUGAUGCUCAAAGGUCAGAUGGUUAAGUAAUCUGAUGUGAAUGUUUUAUUAUUUCUUUUGCCAAUACCAUGUGACGCUACUACACAUCUGCAAUUAAUUUUUAACUCUCUUAAAAUUGAACAAAAUAUUGUCUUCUCUAGAUUACAUAAAUUCUUAAUUUUCCUUUGUGUAAACGUUUUCUCUGAUUAAAAAAUUGUUGACCCAAUGCAUUUUGUUUUUAGUGAAUCUGUUAAUAAAAACUUGUAGCUGGUGACAUCUCUAGAUUUAUUUAGGUAAAGGAAUGUUAACCAAGCAUUAGCUUGGAACAAGGCUUAGGUAUUGUCAGCUGUGAUUCCUAACAUAAAAAC